AUGAUACGUGGUGACCUCUACCGGCCUUAUGAUGUUCACCUCGUGGAAGAGAGGGAUCGCUGCAAGGCCGCCCUAUGGCGGUUUAAUAAUGCCUGCAAUCCUAUUUCGGGGUUAAGCACUAAGGAGCAAAGUCGGCUACUGAAAGAAGUGCUUGUUCCUCCAGGCUCAGUUAUCAACUCACCCCCUGGUUUGGCUUCAUCUCGUUCGACAGGGUCGUUAGGGCAAGGUGCUAUUGUUGAGGCACCUUUCUACUGUCAUUAUGGAUACAACGUGCAUAUCGGUGAAGAUGUCAUGGUCUCAGAAAACUGCUUGUUUGUUGAUGACUGUCCUGUAACCAUUGGUGCCCAUACCUGGAUAGGUCCCCGGGUUACCAUACUUACAUCAAUGGCCCAUGCUAAUAUGCAAGAACGCAAAGGCUCACAAAGCCGAUAUCAAGGGCGCCCUGUUACAAUUGAGGAAGAUUGCUACGUUGGGGCUGGCUGUACAAUCUAUCCUGGUGUUCGACUACGACGCGGGGCGUAUGUCGCUCCUGGAGAGGUAGUAAAGUCAGACAUUGUAGCCUAUGGUUUCCAGGGACUAAAGCCAAGUUAUAUGUGA
Aspergillus niger is the source of this 597-nucleotide messenger RNA. RefSeq lists its product as uncharacterized. Gene Ontology annotation, molecular function: acetyltransferase activity. The transcript has a single exon. The coding region runs from base 1 to 597 and encodes 198 amino acids. NCBI's taxonomy places the organism in Eukaryota, Fungi, Ascomycota, Eurotiomycetes, Eurotiales, Aspergillaceae. The record is from RefSeq and is a predicted model, not a curated record.